AUGUACUUCAACGUUACACUCAAGCCAGGAGCUCCCGCCGAGGAAAUCGACAAAGCCAAGGCAUCAGCCAAGAAGAACGGUGGUACCAUCCGUCAUGAAUACAAGCUGAUCAAAGGCUUCACUGUGGAGUAUCCCGAUGACCACAACCUGGAAGACGUCCUCAAGUCCACCAACUAUGUCAACGUCGAGCAGGAUGGCCCUGGACCCGCCAAGAAGGCUGCUACCAUGACUUCGUCCAUCUAA
This is a messenger RNA of Arthroderma uncinatum, 243 nucleotides long. RefSeq lists its product as uncharacterized. The record is from RefSeq and is a predicted model, not a curated record. NCBI's taxonomy places the organism in Eukaryota, Fungi, Ascomycota, Eurotiomycetes, Onygenales, Arthrodermataceae. Bases 1 to 243 code for a protein of 80 amino acids. The transcript has 4 exons.